Messenger RNA from Argentina anserina (silverweed cinquefoil), 953 nucleotides. Its product is annotated as OPA3-like protein. Gene Ontology annotation, cellular component: mitochondrion. Bases 184 to 705 code for a protein of 173 amino acids. Gene Ontology annotation, biological process: regulation of lipid metabolic process. Lineage: Eukaryota; Viridiplantae; Streptophyta; Magnoliopsida; Rosales; Rosaceae. The transcript has 4 exons. The record is from RefSeq and is a predicted model, not a curated record.
CUCUCCUCUCUCUUUCGCUGACCUUCACCAUUGUCUUGCUCACCAAGAACAAAUCCCACUCACCUUUUGAACCAGUCAACCUUUCAACACUGAUACAUAAGCAUCCCCAGUUCGAACUUCAUCUUCAUUCUUGUUUGGCUUUCAAUCCAAGCAACUGGGUUCUUAGAUCGCCUUGGUACAGAAAUGGCACUCCCGCUUGUAAAGCUCGGAACUUUGCUGGUGAAAACUAUAAGCAAGCCUGUAGCCGCCAGGCUUAAACACGAAGCUGGGAAGCACCCCAGGUUCCGUGAAAUCAUCGUCAGCAUGGCUCAGGCAAAUCACCGGAUCACGACGAAAAUGCAAAGACGCCUCUACAGUCAUGCAACUGAUGUCGAGAUUCGGCCCUUGAAUGAAGAGAAGGCUGUGCAGGCUGCUGUUGACCUCAUUGGGGAGUUCUUUGUCUUCACGGUUGCAGUAGUUGCUCUGAUUUUUGAAGUGCAGAGAAGUGCCAGAUCAGAAGCCAGAAAGGAGGAAGCACGAAAGCAAGAAUUGGAGGCAAUGAAGCAGAGAGAUGAAGAGUUAUCCAGAGAAGUGGAGCUGCUAAGGAGCAAAUAUGAAGAACUGGAGAAGCUCGCCAAGGGACAAGGUCUCAGUGGUAUAUUCAAUUUUAAGCGUGUUGCUGAUGCACAAGGUGGAAAUUCAGUAAAACCAGCUCGAUCCAGUUAAUUACAAGAUUAUGAAAUAAAUCAUGACAAAGGGAUCUUCAAUUAGUAUCUGUGGGGAAAUGUCUCCCCUUAAUUCUUUUGACCAUUGGUGGUCAAUUCCUAUUGAUAACUGGCAUACACAUUAUGCGAAUGUAGAUGAGUAAAUUGUUUCCAAUUAGAGGUUUUGUUCGAGCAGAUGUGAAUUAAGAAGGGAAUGGAAAUCUGUAUAAACAUUUGUAAUCGAAGUAAGAAGGUUAAUGGCCAUUGAUA